This is a messenger RNA of Hippocampus comes (tiger tail seahorse), 2603 nucleotides long. Its product is annotated as mucin-5AC-like. The record is from RefSeq and is a predicted model, not a curated record. NCBI's taxonomy places the organism in Eukaryota, Metazoa, Chordata, Actinopteri, Syngnathiformes, Syngnathidae. Bases 131 to 2548 code for a protein of 805 amino acids. The transcript has 6 exons.
GUUGCCUUUUUUUUUUUUCGUUAUCUUCUUCGGAGAGCCAAGCAGAACCGGGCAGCACCGCUCACGACGAACCACCGAACAGAACACAAGAAACCGGUCCUCAGCCGACCCAGUCCAACCCGACCGGACCAUGUCGGGACCUUCUGGGCGGAUUGAGGCCUGGCUUUUGGUCACCCUGGUGACUCUAGUCCACCUCGACAUAGCGGAGGGGACCGGCGGGGACGCGCGUCCCAGUCGACGCAACCCGGCGCGGUUCUUCCCGGUCCCCGUGUGGAAAUUUAUGGCAGUGUCAGGACGUGAAGGUUCUUUCGACCUGACCCGGCCGCAGUUCCGUUGCAGCGACGACAGGCUUUGGGUCCGUUUGUCCCUCGUCAGACAUUCCAAAGCGCGGCUGGCAAACGGAAUUCGGCUGCUGGCGCUGCCCGACAGUUCUGCUGAUUCCGUUCGGAGGUUCGGUCCGGUGCUGCUGCUCAAGCUGCCGUACGGUAGCGCGCACCUGCAGCUGGCGGUGGCAAAUGGAAGACGCUUCCACCAGCUGCAGAUCUUUUAUUUUGACAGUCUGCUACAGACCAAUAUGGUGGCACUUGCUUCCUGCGAGGAUUUGGCCAAUGACCUUCAUCUGCCGCCCCCCUUGAUGCUCUGCAAACCCUCGCAAAUCCUGGUCCAGCUGCCUUUAGGCUCCAAGGUUCUGAAGAUCAAAAAUAUCGGUGAUGGAGCUCCAAUCCGUCCUGCAGUCAGCAUGGUGGAAGCUGGUUCUGUAUUUGUGCUCAACUCCACUGCGGCCCACACGUAUUCAAUGGUGGUUUAUUUGGACUCUCUGGGGGAAAUGUCCACCAUGCUGGCAGCUUGCGACAACGCGGACACUCAAAGGCCACACAAAGUUCAGCCAAGAUCUUUGCGGGAUGAAGUGGACUCUGACUCUCAAGCUGCUACAGAGGAACUAGAGUGUACCACCACCACCACCGCUGCUCCAAUAUCAGUGUUUUAUCGGGACUCCCCCAUAUUUGAAUUGUGGGGUUAUGAUGAAAUUCCUUCAGGUGAAUAUAAUGAAGAUGACACGGCGGACACUACCGGUGAUCUUGCACCAACUCGAUCAAGUACGAUGAGUGCCACCACUUUAAGACCCUGCGACACAACAACUUCACCUUCUCCAGCUCCUGCUUGUGCGAGUCUCACUGACGCCACAACUCCAAAACCACGUCCAGACGCAAUACCACAAAGUCGCCGUGGAACUACUCCAGCAUUGCCCGCGAUUUCUGUGACAACUGCUGCAGCGCCAACAUCCAGUGUCUCUCCAACCGCAAAAAAGAUCUCUGCUCUAACUCCCUCGACUCCUGGAAGUAGAACCUCUGCAGCCGCCCCGCUAUGUGCAACCAUGACCCCUCCCGCGAUGCCUCGAGCUACAACCAGCUCUGCUCCAACCACAACUUCUGCCGUACCCAGCGGGGUGUUUAGAUUUGACGCACCUUGGAGCAUGUCUGCUGCGAUGUUGACGACCAGCUCAUCUCCUACCACAACCACCCCUACGGCACCUGUCACAACGCCGUCAUCCGCAAGCAGCUCUACUUUUGUGUCAAUCACGACUGAACCCGCAACUGCGGGAGCCUCAACUGAACUUUAUACAAGUGAGAUGCCCACAAUGACCAGUUCUGCUCCUACAAGUGGCGUGCCUGCAACCCCCUCCACAAGUGUUGUGGUCACUGCGGUUGAAUCUCGAAGGACAACGGCACUACUUGCGCCAACCACAACUACGCGGCCCACACUCGUGUGUCCAAUUUUACCCAUAACUCCACCUACCUCUCCAUCCACAAGUUCUGCACCUACAUCCAACUCUUCUCUUACCCCAACAUCUACUGGAACCACUACUGCUGCGGCCUCAAGUGAACUAUCAGACUCCAUGAUGCCCACAAUCACCUCACCUGCUACCACCAUGACCCCAUCGGGUUCAAGAAGUACAAUCCUGAAAGUCAGCCGAACUCUUUCAAUAUCAAAAUCUCCUGAAUUGGGCACAACAACCUUUACGAUGGCCACCACAAGUGGAGUACCAACUACCACUCCUGCUUCAAGCACAGCUACAAGACCCACAACCACAAGUUCUGUACCCACAACCAGCUCAGCCUCUUUAAUGACAUAUUGGACCAUGACUGCAGUGCCAACAACCACCUCAUCUCUUCCCUCGAUGACCACUCUUGUUCCAACCACAAAUAUGUUCCCACUGACCUCAGCUAAGACAUCUAUUGUUGUACCUGCGACCACACAGGCCAACGUUUCAGUCUCCUCAACCACAAGUCUUAAACGAGUAGCAAGCCAAAGUCUUCCACAAACCAUACCAAUGUCGGCUCCAACCAUACGAGAUCCUCUGUUUACAACGACCGAUCCUUUGACCACAUCUACUGCGGUGCUUCCAGGCUCUGGUGCACCUGUCAGAAAUAUUACUCUCGCUCUAGCCACAAUACCCACACCUCCCUCCUCUCUUAUGAUGGCGACCGCUUCUGCUCCAACCACAAGUCCUGUCCUGAACCAAAAACAAUCGCAGGUCAUUCCAUGACCACGUCAACGUCUCCUGAAUUGGUCACAACCUUUGAUUUGACCACGAGUACCGC